AUGGAGGCAAAAGACCUUGCAGCAGCAGCAGCAGUGGCAGCGGGAGGAAUUUGCGUGGAGCCGCGCAUUAAAGUCAUCUCCAUGGGCUCCUCUGGUGUGGGGAAGAGCUGCAUCAUCAAGCGCUACUGCGAGGGCCGCUUCGUGACGAAGUACAUUCCCACCAUCGGCAUUGACUACGGUGUGAAGCGGGUGGUCGUGCGUGCGCCGCCGCACAUGUUGCCCGCGACGCCGAAGCUUGCCGUGCGUGUGAACUUCUGGGACAUGGCCGGCGGCGAGGAGUAUUUAGAGAUCCGCAACGAGUUCUACAACGCCGCCGAGGGGGCGCUGCUCGUGUACGACGUGACCGACGCUGCGAGCUUCGCCGCGCUCGACAAGUGGGUGAAGGAGAUGGAGACGAACGCGAGCGUGCGGCGUGGGAGCGGCAACGAGGCGGUCACCGCGAGCGUCGCGCGGGCUGCCCCGAAGGCGAUGGUGGUGGUGGUGUGCGCCAACAAGGCAGACGACGAGGUGUACGCCGGCGCCAGCACCAGCAACAACAACAACAGCAGCAGUGGCGUUGGCGGCAAGAAGCGUGUCGUGAGCGACGCGGAGGGGCGGCGGUGGGCAGAGGGGCGCGGUUACAAAUACUUCGAGACAAGUGCCUGCAAGGGCACGUGCGUCGCUGAGGCUCUGGAAUCACUCUUCAGCGAUGUGGUGGCGAGGUUCAUGUAG
Trypanosoma grayi is the source of this 711-nucleotide messenger RNA. RefSeq names its product ras-related GTP-binding protein. The transcript has a single exon. The record is from RefSeq and is a predicted model, not a curated record. Gene Ontology annotation, molecular function: GTPase activity; GTP binding. Lineage: Eukaryota; Euglenozoa; Kinetoplastea; Trypanosomatida; Trypanosomatidae. Bases 1 to 711 code for a protein of 236 amino acids.